ACUACAAGAGCAAAAAGCCUGUUCCGGAUUUCACAGGCUUGACUUUGUGUAUUGAGUGCAAGAAGAUAGCUCAGGUGUCCUUAUUUUAAACAACAGCUCUUCCCUACUGCUCCACAGAUCAUGAUCUCAAGCCUGAAUAAUUUCAUCCAUUCCUUAGAUCCAAGAUCUCUCCCUAGGAUUCUACAAAUUCAGUGUGGUUUUUAUGAUGAAGAUCCAGUGCAUGAAAGACAUGACCACGAAUGCUGCUUGUCAACAGGAGACCUGAUUAAAAUUGUUGGAUUGAAAGUAAAAAAGCUCCUUGCAACAAAUAGUGAAAAUGAUGAUGCCAGCCCAUGCCCAAGUGCAGUUGAAUUGCCAUUAAAUUUUCCAGGUCUCUGCAAGAUUGUAGCUGAUAAAACACCUUAUGCUAAUGUUGAAGCAAUUGUGAGAAGUGCUUUGAUUGCACCAACACAACAACCUUGCUUCUAUUGCUCUAAAGAGUUACAGACCGAAAACUUGACCAUCAAACCAGGCGAGAUGAUCAUAUUCAGCUCUGUGGAAGACAACAAUAAGGUCCUGACUGUACAUUGUGAAGUCAUAAGGGAUUCCCAAAUGCAUGCUUUUCUACUGCCACUUUCACAAGAAGGUGAAUUCUAUGAAUGUGAAGAUAACCGGAUUUAUACCCUGAAUGAAAUUGCUCAAUGGAAAAUCCCCAAGAGCAGAAGCCGGCGUGUGACAUUCACUAACACCUGUGAUACUGGGGAAUCUACCACUUUCCAGCAUGUGGAUUUUAGUGACCUGACACCAAUUUAUGAAGUACAAGCAGUGAUGAAAUUUCAAAAAGAGAUUGUUCACUUCCUUUCUGAUUUAGAUGUUGAAGUUAAAGAUGUAACAGACUGCUACAAUAUUAACAGUUUCCUUCAACCAUUAUUAGUUGAAGAUAUUUUGGAAAGGACAAAUGAUGAAUUUCCUAUUGUUGUUGCAGUGAGUGAAAGUACCAUUGAAAACAAGCAGUCAUAUGAUUUGGUGCACCCUGGCAGAGAAGUAAUAAUUUACAAAAAGAGUCAGGAAAGAAGGAUCUUAGCAUCUGAGUUCAAGGAAGAGUCCUGUAAAAGACACUUUUUAAUUCCUAUCAGCUACAAAGGAAAGUUCAAAAGAAGGUCCCGGAAAUUUCCAACUGCGUAUGAUUUAGAAAUAGCACGGGAUAUGAAGGAAAAGCUUCACGUCUUGGCUACCAAAGCAUUUGUGUCCCUUAAUGAAGAUCUGUGUUCUGUUUCUGUUGGAGAUGAGUUUCUAAUUCCACAGCUGCAGACAAAUGAAACAAGUCACCCACAAAAGAAGAUAGUAGAGGAGGUUUUGGUCUGUGAACAAAUUGUGUUGCUAAAUAAAACCCAGAAAAGUGUACUUCUUCCAAUGUGCAUGGAAGGUGGCUUUGUUGAACUUGUCCAUGAUAAAAGGCAGUAUGAACUUUCAGAACUUUGCAGAGAUUUCUCCCUUCCAUUUAAUGUCAAAGUAUCAAUAAGGGAUCUUUCAGUCCAGGAGGAUAUUUUGGCAGAUAUCCCGUGUAUGCAGCUUGAAGAAGAAAUAAUAGAUUCCUUCCUAUUAAUCAGCACACUGAAUAAUCCCACAGAAAUAUGGGAAAUCCCUAUGCAUCGUUUAAAAAUGUCAUUCCAGCUGUUGAGAAAGCAUAUUGAAGAUACUUUGGUUUUACCAGUAAAGUCUGUUGUGGAGGAGAUUACAGAAGAACAAUAUUGCAUGAUAAGAAAAUAUGAGAAUAGAACCACAACUCCCCCACCCAGACCUCCUAAAACCCACACUUCAGAAGAACUGAAAUCAUCUUUUCUCCCGGUUUCGGCUCAAGGUGUUCAUGUCACACCACAACCUCAGAAGGGUCUCUCUGGAGAUGCCACCAAAAAAGGGCUCUCAGACCAAGACACUCCAUCUUUGGGAUUACAGCUCAAAUGUCAAAGUGAUCUGGAGAAACAGCAGAAUGAGAAGGAUUUAGCUGAAAUACAUACAUUACGAAAAGGCUUAUCAAGGAGCAUGCUUGUGAGGUACGAAGCAGACAAGAAACCAAAGGCUGGAUCUGACUAUGAUGACACAGAUGAAAAUGUGAUUGGAAGUGUUCCUAAAAUAAAAGCAACACAGAAAAUGUAAAAUAAAUAAAUAAAGCAACCCAUUAGUGAAUAGUGACAGAAAAUGUGAGCGCCUUAUAGUUACAGAUAAUUACAGAUAAUACACAAGUUUUUUUUCAGACUUCAGUGAUAUCACUGCAUUUUUAAAUAAAUAAUAAUCCAGACUCCAUGGAGUACAUUGACACAAAUCAUUAUACCCUUGGUUUUAAAGUGCAGGGAUUCUUUCAUACUACACAGUUAAUAGCACAACAUGCCACUUUAACAUCCCAUGGAAUCCUAGGAUUUGCACUUUUGGGAGUUGAAUUUAGAAUUUUCUGACAGAGAUGCCCUUUAGUGUCCCAACAGAAGGAUUCUGUAGGAUGCAGCUAUGGAAGUUAAAGUGGAACCAUAGCAUUUGAAUUGUGUAGUGUGAAUGGGCCCUAGUUAUCUGCAUUUUUUGUCUUCAAGCUUAUGAAAUCCUCUUUAGUUUGACACACAUAGCCCUAAAUUCUGUUUUAGUCUUGAUGACCAAUUGAGUCCCUUGGAUUUAUCAACAUAUUGAAUCAUUAUUUAGCAAUUAAUUGGUCUACUUUAAUUGGAAUUAUACAACCGGAUGCCAGCUAUGGUUUGUGACUGGGCCAUCAUGGAGGCCACAAUGCUGUUGGCUCCAGUGAUGUAGCUAUGGCACCAAAAAGAGGAUGUUUAUUUAUUAGUGUAUUGGAUUUAUACCUAGGCUAACGUGGUGUUCUUUCCAUUUGACUUGACGCAAUAAACAGAACUAUGGUUUACUAUUAUAUAUGAAUGUGUUGUCUAUGUAAAUAUAUAGAUGAAAAAAUUGAAGUGUCAAACCUGUCUGUGAUUCUGAGCACAUACCUUUGGCCUUCCUUUACUCUCUGAACCACUCACUCACCUUUCCCAAAUUCCAGUACUCAAAUUCUAAGCCAUACAGCCACACCCUGUUCAUAACAGAAGCAGAUUGAACUGGCAAUGAAGUUUAUUGCUACUUAUUUAAAUAUUUAUAUCCUGCAUUGUGAGA
This is a messenger RNA of Anolis sagrei ordinatus, 3129 nucleotides long. It is a transcript of the gene THEMIS, whose product is annotated as thymocyte selection associated. NCBI's taxonomy places the organism in Eukaryota, Metazoa, Chordata, Lepidosauria, Squamata, Anolidae. The record is from RefSeq and is a predicted model, not a curated record. Gene Ontology annotation, biological process: T cell receptor signaling pathway. Gene Ontology annotation, cellular component: cytoplasm; nucleus.